This is a messenger RNA of Funneliformis mosseae, 712 nucleotides long. The record is from the annotation of a GenBank genome assembly. Lineage: Eukaryota; Fungi; Glomeromycota; Glomeromycetes; Glomerales; Glomeraceae.
AAGUCUGCAACAUAUAUUUGAUACAUUAAAUCACUUACCUGAUCCAAUUCUGGCAAAUAGUGAUCACUACAAAAGUUUUAAUGAUGUUUAUAGUACAGAUACAAAUGAGUCUUAUUGUCCAUCUAUAGAGUUACGCAAGGUAAAGUUAAAUAAAAAUAAAAGAGGAAAACUAAAGCAAGGUAAGCAAAUGCCGUGGACGGGAAAUGCACAAAAAGCAAAGAAUGUGGGCGUAACUGUAACAUGCAUGGAUUGUAACAAGUUGAGAUGUUUAUAUGCUUCCAAAAAAAUUACAGAAGAUGAAAAAAAAAUUUUAAUGAGAUACCUUGAUACUAUUUGUUAUACUUAUGGUGCCACUUUUACUUGUCAUAAUGGAGGAUCCAAAGAUUCUUUGAAAAAAUCAUCUCAAAAACGGCAUAUAGAUGAAGUAUUAGAAGAUGAUGAAUUAAUAGAUGUUUUAUCAAAAGUGUUUGUAAAUGCAGCAUUAGAAUGUUAUGACGAAAUGGAGAAGGCAUAUUAUUCGGCUAAGUUUCUACCUGUGUGCUUUAAUUGUGAUUCAUUUGAAUAUAUAAUACCUGUACCUGAAAAGCAGUAUCCGUACUGUGAAGCAUGUACCGCAGAUUCAGAUGUAAAAAUUAAAAUGGGCAGAGGUUUAAAUUUUUCAUCGGAUGCUCAAUCUAGCAAAAGAAAAGGAAAAAAAGUGAGAACGAAGUAA